Messenger RNA from Pseudocercospora fijiensis CIRAD86, 1017 nucleotides. RefSeq lists its product as uncharacterized. The transcript has 2 exons. The record is from RefSeq and is a predicted model, not a curated record. NCBI's taxonomy places the organism in Eukaryota, Fungi, Ascomycota, Dothideomycetes, Mycosphaerellales, Mycosphaerellaceae. Bases 1 to 1017 code for a protein of 338 amino acids.
AUGUUACCUGGAAUGGCGAGCCGAGCCAGCGAUGAUCUCGCGAAUGUUUGGGCUACGCGAAGUCCUUUCGAAGCAUUUUUCGACGAUGAGUGGUUUUUGAAGAUUUUGGGAGACGCGUGUCCGGACAUGGCGGUUUAUCGGCAUGAGGAGGGGAUGGAGAUGGUGCAGGCUUUGGAGGGGAAGUGGGUUCCUAGGAGUCGGAGGGUUGAUGAGGAGAAGGAGAAUUCUAGGGAGGCGUUGCGGCAGAGUUUGGAUGGGUUUUUGAAGGAGAAUAAGGGGUUUGAUAAGGAGGGGUUGAAUCUUGUCAAUGUUGAACGUACGCUUUGGGAUGUGGAUACCAGGGCUGGGUUGCAGGUGAGGGAGUUGAGGAGGAAUUUUGGACAGAUGUUGCGGAUCAAGCCGGGGGUGAGGAGGUUGGCUGCUGUGGUUGUGCAGAAUCUGGAAGCGAGAUAUGGUUUGAAUAUUGAAAUUGAUCCGAGAGAUGCGAUACCGAAUGAUGCGUUUUUUGGGGCGCAUUUGAGGACUGAGGCUGAUGCUAAGGCCGUGGGAUGGGUAGAUGGGGCGAUGAACUUCGAGAACCAGACUGAUUCAUACAUUCGAGAAGCUGUCAAGUCUGGGUUGGGGAUCAUGUACGUCGCUUCAGGAAACGCAACAGAUCUUGAACGCUUUCGACAAAAAGCUGCUAUGCACAAGCCUCCGGUCACGGUCACGUCGAAAUUGGAGUUGUUGCCUGCGAAUGAGGUGGCGAAAUUAAAAGAGAUGAGCUGGGACCAGCAAGCUUUGGUUGAUUACGAGGUGUUGUUGAAGUGUAGUCGUUUCGGUGGGAUUGUGAAGAGUAGUUUUGCUUAUAAUAUUGCUAUGACGAGGAACCAGUGGUUGGAGGAUCAGGGACGAGUCAUCGAUCCUUGGAGAGUGCAGCAUAGUGAGGUUGGCGUGGCGUUUGAUGAUGGGCUGAGUAGGAUUAUUGGACGGGAUGAGUUCCAUGAGCAUAGGAUCCCGAGAGGGAUGUGGCCUUAA